Molecule: messenger RNA, 1115 nt
Organism: Boeremia exigua
Lineage: Eukaryota; Fungi; Ascomycota; Dothideomycetes; Pleosporales; Didymellaceae
Exons: 2
Coding region: 164-754 (196 amino acids)
Biological process (GO): iron-sulfur cluster assembly
Source: RefSeq, a predicted model, not a curated record
CGCGAUGACGAGCUGAUGGUGGGGGUCUUGGCGCGCUCCUUCACCAAAAAUUGCUGCCACCACGCGCACCGACUUAUAGCCGUUGCGACAACAGGUGCAUAGCCUGAUCCCGCUCUUGCACGCACACCGUAGACGCUUGCUUGGCACCCAGCCGGUAGCCGCCAUGGACGACAAGGACAACGCCAACCCGACCAUUCUGAACCCCUCUGACCUGCCCUCUCGCCGCCGUGACUCGACUGCAGGCAGGCGCGACCAUGGCCGCUCCGCCCUGUUCGACGACCUGGUCCCGCGAUACAACUACCUGAGCGACCCGUUCGACGACCCGCUGUCGGCCAGUGACUCUGACGAUGACGUGGUCGAGGCCAUCGACGAGCAGGAGAUCUAUGACCUCAUCUCCACCAUUUCCGACCCCGAGCACCCGCUGUCGCUAGGCUCGCUAGCCGUCGUCAACCUGCCCGACAUCCACAUCCAACCCCCGGUCUCGCCACGCUCCUCCAUCAGCACCGUGCUCGUCGAGAUCACGCCCACCAUCACCCACUGCUCGCUCGCUACCGUCAUCGGCCUAGGUGUGCGCGUCCGCCUCGAGCAGGCCCUGCCCCCGCGCUUCCGCAUUGACGUGCGCAUCAAGAAGGGCACCCACAGCACCGACGAGGCCGUGAACAAGCAGCUGGGGGACAAGGAGAGGGUGGCUGCCGCGCUGGAGAACGGGACCCUGAUGGGCGUGCUGCGCAAGAUGCUCUCGACCUGCGAGUGAGCGGCGAUAAGACACGAUUGACGAAUGAACGACCAAAUGAUAUCAAUGAGUGACGUAAGGGACCGGUGCCAGUAGCAGCUGCACACAACGCGUGCUGGAGUCACCUUGCUGCCGCGCCGACUUGACGACAGUCCAGCAACCCAUCCCCAGCAGUGCAUACAAACGCAACCGCCGUACCUCGCAGCCGAACCGUUCGCAUCGCCAUGCGGCCGCGUACGUUAGCCCGUAUACCUCGGGGAUAUUACCCUGGAUAGUAUAAUAUUACGCGUCCUAGAGCAGAACCUUAAAUAAGCUUCCAAUUACGGUAGAAAUAGAGACCGCACACAGCCUCUCAAUACAGAUUCCACUACCUGUGGCCCCC